Nannospalax galili (Upper Galilee mountains blind mole rat) is the source of this 1233-nucleotide messenger RNA. Its product is annotated as olfactory receptor 8H1-like. Gene Ontology annotation, molecular function: G protein-coupled receptor activity; olfactory receptor activity; odorant binding. NCBI's taxonomy places the organism in Eukaryota, Metazoa, Chordata, Mammalia, Rodentia, Spalacidae. Gene Ontology annotation, cellular component: membrane. The record is from RefSeq and is a predicted model, not a curated record. Gene Ontology annotation, biological process: sensory perception of smell; G protein-coupled receptor signaling pathway. The transcript is spliced from 2 exons. Bases 1 to 1233 code for a protein of 410 amino acids.
AUGGUUCUUCAACAGCAAAUUGACCUCCUAAGUGAAGAGGUGGUGCUUACCAAGGCUAUAGCUCUGCUAGCCUGUGACCCCCAAUAUAAGUCACUCUGCCUUACCCCCUAUAGGGUCCACAAUCUCUCUGAAUCACGCCUACAGCUCUCUAAGUAUAUUUAUGGUCACUGGAAUCAACAGCUUCUUAAUUACUCCACAUUCCUGACCAAUCAAAUUAUUACCUUAAAUUACACUCGAGCCCUGGUGCUUUCGAUGGACUCCUCCUUCUUCAGCAAGUUAAAGCAGUUCACUGCAAAUAUGUGGAAUUACAGAAAUGAAUCUGACUUCAUCCUGAUAGGGCUGACAGAUUCCAAUGAGAUCCAGCUGAUCCUCUCUGUGCUGUUUCUCCUGAUAUACCUGGUUACGGUGCUGGGGAACACAGGGAUGAUUCUCCUCAUUCGUCUAGAUGCCCAGCUUCACACCCCGAUGUAUUUCUUUCUCACCCACCUGUCAUUCCUGGACCUCAGUUACUCAACUGUCAUCACACCUAAAACCUUAGAGAACCUGCUGACUUCCAGCAAGAGCAUCGCCUUCAGUAGCUGCUUCAUACAGAUGUACUUUUUUGUUCUCUUGGCAGCUACUGAAUGUUUCCUUCUGUCUUCAAUGGCCUAUGACCGCUACGUAGCUAUCCGCAACCCUCUACACUACCCAGUUAUUAUGUCCACGCGAUUCUGCAGUUCUCUCCUUACUGGGUCCUAUAUUUUUGGAGCUAUGGAUUCCUCUGUCAAUAUGUUGUGCAUGAGCACACUGAAUUUUUGCAACUCCACUGUAAUUCAUGACUUUUUUUGUGACACAUCCCCAGUGAUAGCCCUGUCCUGCAGUGACACACAUGGCAUUGAAUUCAUUAUAUUCAUGUUUGCUGGUUCCACCUUACUGCUGUCCCUUACCACAAUAUCUGUGUCCUAUGCAUCCAUUCUCUCUACCAUUUUGAAAAUCAAGUCCACUUCAGGAAAGAGAAAAGCCUUCUCCACUUGUGCCUCUCAUUUCCUGGGAGUCACUGUCUUUUAUGGCACCAUGAUCUUUACUCAUUUAAAACCAAACAAGUCGUUCUCCUUGGGAAAGGAUCAAGUGGCUUCUGUGUUCUACACCAUUGUGAUCCCCAUGCUGAACCCACUCAUUUAUAGUCUCAGAAACAAGGAAGUAAAAAGUGCUCUCAGUAGAGUGAUACAGAAGAGAGAGAGCUCCAAGCAGUGA